Molecule: messenger RNA, 1589 nt
Organism: Anarrhichthys ocellatus (wolf-eel)
Lineage: Eukaryota; Metazoa; Chordata; Actinopteri; Perciformes; Anarhichadidae
Gene: gatad1
Product: GATA zinc finger domain containing 1
Exons: 5
Coding region: 233-970 (245 amino acids)
Biological process (GO): chromatin organization; regulation of DNA-templated transcription
Cellular component (GO): nucleus
Molecular function (GO): sequence-specific DNA binding
Source: RefSeq, a predicted model, not a curated record
CAACCGCCGUAAAACCAGAAGAAGAAGAAAACGGCGGCGUUCACAAUGGCGGUGAUUUGGCUGCGAAAAUAAACAGCCCGUGUUGCAAUUUGAUGCGGUCGUAAUCAUCGCAUUUAAUCUGUUGUCACAUCUGUCUCUGUAUUAGUGUCAUAAGAAGGAGUCACGUGUGGUGUUGGUGAGCGAGCAGCCAUCGUCUGCUGUAGUUAACGUUCAUUUCUUCGUUCCCUUAACGAUGCCGCUGGGCUUGAAGCCAUGCUGUGCUGUCUGCAAGACCACCUCGUCCUCGAUGUGGAAGAAAGGGAACCAGGGAGAGAUCCUCUGCAACAACUGCACAGGGAAGAGCUGCAGCGGCGGCGCGUCGGGACCCUCCAUGUCCUCCAUCACUCAGCCCAGCAAUGGCGGGGGAAAGCAGUCCAAGCAGGAGAUCCACAGGAGGUCUGCACGGCUGAGAAGCACCAAGUACAAAGCUCCUGCGUCUGAGAAGAAGGUGUCAACAAAAGGAAAGGGGAGAAGACACAUAUUCAAGCUAAAAAAUCCAAUCAAAGCACCAGAAUCUGUUGCAACAAUCAUCACAUCUGAAUCAGUAUUUUAUAAGGGUGUAUACUACCAGACAGGAGAUGUGAUCAAGGUAACGGAUGAGGAAGACGGGAAGCCGUACUAUGCUCAGAUUCGAGGAUUCGUGCAGGACCAGUACUGUGAAAAGAGCGCUGCACUGACCUGGUUAAUCCCCACACAGGCGAGUCCAAAGGACCUGUUUGAUCCUGGGACAUACAUCGUUGGUCCGGAGGAGGAUCUGCCCAGAAAGAUGGAGUUCCUGGAGUUUGUGUGUCACGCCCCCUCUGAAUAUUUCAAGUCCCGGAGCUCUCCGUUCCCCACCAUCCCCAUCCGAGCAGAGAAAGGUUACAUCUGGACCCACAUCGGCCCGACACCAGCCCUCCCCGUCAAAGAGUCUGUCAGUGGCAGCAGUUAACACCGCUGUGAUAUGGACUUAAAGUGUGUUGCUUUAAAACAGACGCAUGUACAUUGAUGUAAUAUAAUGAAAACUAAAACAUGGUUAACCACUGCCAUUACUUCAGAAACCAGUUGUAAUGUCAAACAAGUUGUUUACAUAUUACUUUUGUAUUUAGUUACAAACAAAAAAAGCUUUUUCCACCACCUUCUCUGUGAUUGUUUCAGAAAAUGGUAUUUAUUCAUUGAUGAAGUUGUGGGAAAUAGUUAGGCCAUUUUGUUUUCUUUUGUGAAUUAAACUGUAAAUAUAAUGUGUAUGUUAAUUUAUUAAUAGAAUAAGAUGUUUGCAAAGUUACGGUGAUAGAACCCGUGUAGAUCUGAUCUCAUUCACAGCUGAGUUGUGUGAAGAUGUUCUACGGUGGUGUGUUCUUGAGACUGUAGAACAUGUUGAUGGUUCUAUGAUGUGGAAAUGAAACUGGUGGUCAAAGCAUACUUUUAACCUGAAUACAGCAUCAAGAUCAUACAGAUUAUGACUAAGAUUAAAUUCUUCUUAAUUUUUAUUCAGCAAUUGCACAAAUUGUUAGUAAGAAAUGUCAAAAUAGACAUUUAAGCCAACAUGCCAGGGGGGGGGGCAAUAUAUA